AUACGUACUUAAAUUCAUACACCAUCCGUCUCAUAUAUAACUGACACUAGUUUACUUACAACUAUUAUGAAGUUACGCAAGAUUCUAAUCCAUAAAAUCUUUUUAUUAUGAAGUUAUGAGAUAUUCUAAUCCAAUAGAAUCUUUCUCCUUUUUAAAAAAAAAAAAAUCAUACUACGUCAUCGUAGCUAUUCUAAUUUCUAAAUCAUGACACGGUUUAUAUAUCACGACCCAAAGCCAAAAUAAUUUAUUCCCUCAUAAAAAUUUCCAAAUAACCCAACCCGAAUCUAAUUAAACACAACCCAACCCAAACCGAACUAUAUUGUGAUCCAACCCGAAUUGACGCUUCUUCUUGCGUGCCUUUCGGUUAGAUUUGAUUUAUGCUUUACAAACACAAAAUCAAACCCAGAAAACAAAAUCAUUUUCAGAAGAAAACGAGAGAGAAUAAUGCUGAGAAGAAAACCAACAAAAAUCGAAGUAAAAUUAGAAGAUAAAGAAGAACUCCAACAACUCCAAUCACGCUUCACCACGCCUUCUUCCACCUCCGACACCACCUCCUCCGCCGCCGCAACAACCACCACCACCACCACUCUUCUGCAACACUUCGAUCGAUCUUCCUCCAAACCACAACGAAUCGGCCUCUCUUCCCCUUAACAAUGGAGGUCGAAGUCAAGCUCAGACUCCCUCAUUCCGCCGCACACCAAUCUCUCUCCUCCGUCCUUUCGCCGUUUCUCCGGCGAACCCACUUUCAGCACAACGUCUUCUUCGACGGCGCCAAUUCCGAGCUUUCUGCGCUUCGUGCUGUUCUUCGAUUGAGGUUUUAUGGCGAAGAUCCCCAAACAGCAGAACGCUGCGUUUCGAGUCUUAAAGCGAAAGCUAUUCUUGUUAAUGGGGUUAGUAGAGUUGAGGAAGAUGAGGAAGAUGUUGAUCCGUUUGUGGGUCGGGAGAUUUGGGCUAACCCGAAUCUAAUUGGGUUGUCGGAUUCUAGGGUUUUGAAGAGGGUGAAGGAGGAAUUUGGGGUUAAGGAUGAAUCUGGGUAUGUUUGUUUAGGAGGAUUUAAGAAUGUAAGAGGGGUUUAUGAAUGGAAAGGGUUGACAUUAGAGUUGGAUGAGACACUGUUUGAUUUUGGGACUUUGUAUGAGAUUGAAUGUGAGAGUUCUGAGCCUGAUAAAGCUAAGGAGAUGAUUGAAGAGCUCUUGAAGGAUAAUGGGAUUCCUUAUUCUUGCUCUAAGAUGUCGAAAUUCGCCAUCUUUCGAUCCGGGGAACUUCCAUUGUGAGUGGUGUUGGAUUUCAUUGCUCUGCUGAUACUUUGUUUAAUGCUAUUUGUAUGCUUGGCUUUAUGAUAUGGUCUUUUGUUAAGUGUAAUUCUACUUUGAUAUUGAUUAUAUGAUUGAGAUAUUUCAUGAAUUGAACUUGAACCGCUUAUGUAUUGUAUUUGCUUUGGUCUAAUGGUAUGUUAAUUACAUUGUUUGAUGAUUGCUCA
Messenger RNA from Chenopodium quinoa (quinoa), 1480 nucleotides. Its product is annotated as triphosphate tunel metalloenzyme 3-like. NCBI's taxonomy places the organism in Eukaryota, Viridiplantae, Streptophyta, Magnoliopsida, Caryophyllales, Amaranthaceae. The coding region runs from base 654 to 1274 and encodes 206 amino acids. The record is from RefSeq and is a predicted model, not a curated record. The transcript has a single exon.